This is a messenger RNA of Silurus meridionalis, 1989 nucleotides long. RefSeq lists its product as uncharacterized. The record is from RefSeq and is a predicted model, not a curated record. The coding region runs from base 266 to 727 and encodes 153 amino acids. NCBI's taxonomy places the organism in Eukaryota, Metazoa, Chordata, Actinopteri, Siluriformes, Siluridae. The transcript is spliced from 5 exons.
CCUGUCAUGCUACAUCUUAUGCACCUUCAUUCAUACUUUGCAUUAGCCGUGAAUAGAAAAGACAACCGCACCAAACAACAUUUUGAUAAUAAACUUUAAUAUUUAAUGUUCAUGUUUAUGUUAAACGUUUGCUUAUAUCAGUAUUUGGAGCACGCGCCAUUUAGUGUGGUCAAGCGUCAAAUUACUGUCUGUCCCGGUUGCUUAGCAACGUCCCAAUAAUACUUACUGGAGAGUAAGUGUCUAAGUGCCUUUAGAAGAAGGAAACAUGUAUCAGGGAGCGGAGAUAAACCUGCCCCGAAAGAAGAAGGUGCGAGAAGCUUUCCGCUCAAACACCUACAGGAUAUUUAAUGAAAAGGUUCCAGAGCAGUUAAAUCCAGAUGAUGCAUACAAGGACAACAAAUAUGCCUCCAGAGCUCCAGAAAUGACUGAGUUGCUAAAGACACACAAUAAUCCACAGCCUCACAAUGUCAAGAUCAUAAGUACCAAUGAUAAAUGGUGGCUUAAUGCACCAGACAAGAAACAUCCUAGAGAACCAACAUACAGUAAGGAGAGCACACAGAGAUGUGACUACCAACCAGUCAAGCACAUUCCAGGGAUCAGGGUCCGAGGGUGGAGAAAUAAACCCCCAGCUACAGGAAUCAUUCCAACUCUGAGUCCCCUUUGCCAAUCUAAGGAAUUAGUGGAGCACAUGUCCUUCAUUCACCAAUACGACUCCAGAAAAAUUUAAAGCAAGCCCUGUCAAGAAGGGCGCCGUGGAGCCUUUGUGUGGAGCGAGAGGGGGGCGAUGGGGCCUAGUACAUUCCAGAGCUCGGAGGGGAUUCAUUCGGACUCAGAGGGAAAAACAUACAAUAUGAACUCUUCCCAGCAUGCCCUUCUGUCCUCUCUACAGAUGCAUGUGUCCACUGGGAUCUUCUCCACCCAGGCAAGCCCUGACCAUGGGAACUCCCACAGUGGAAAUGGCAAGAUGGCAGGGAUCCCUGCUUAGUUCAGUGGGAUCAAAGUCACAGCAUGAGGAUCCUGGAAAGAACCAUGGUGCACUUGGGUUUGGAAAAAAAUACAAAGUGAAUUGUUCUUUUCAUAUCCAGUGUCAUAUAUCAGAUUGUCACAAACAUUAAUUUAUAGUUAAUAGAACCAUACAUAUGUUUCUUUUUACAGCACUGUGCACUGUAGUUUUGAAAAACAGGAUUGCUGACUGUUUUUUUAAGUAAGGUAAUAGUGUUCACCUUCAGAUUCCUCUUUCAUUUAGUUCAUAUAAUAAAAAUAGUUCAUUAGUGGUGCAAAGCAAAAUAAAUGUGAGGAUAAAGUGCUGGUAUCUUGACCCACCCAGUAAGAGACAAAGCUGUUCCAUACAGUAAAGUAAUGCUUCAUCAAAUAUGAAUGCAUUAGGGAUGCACUGUAUGGGGAAAAAAUGCAGUCCCAGGAUUUAAAGGCUAAAUGGAGAGGCUUGAGAGUCCACCUGCAUAGGCCACUUUUUCGUAACACAUAAAAUACAGCAAUUGUUUAUGCCUAGUUGUUUGUUUAAGGUGUCAUGACUUGGUUUUGGCCCCAAACAAAAGGGUUUUAAAAAAUUGUUUUUGUCUUGUGCACUUAAUUUUCCACCCAAAGAUAUAAUUCAUAUAAUCAGUAAAACAUGUGUGUGGGUAUGUGUGUAUAAACUAUAUAUACACACAUUUGGUUUAGGAUUUGUUUAAAUGUGCAGUUUGUGAGGAAAAGUGUAUGUUGAUUACAAGUUUGUAUCCAAAACGAAGAAGACAAGAAAUGUAAUAUGCACUACAAAGAUGUUCCUUGUGUUUUGAGUCUGGUCUGUGCUUUAACCCCGUGCGUGCGUGUGUGUGUGUGUCACCCCGCCCUGUAGCUCAGUGCAGCAUUAGGCAGAGCUCUGAUACAGACUAAAGAAUAGCAGAAGCCGUGUUCAUAAGGAAUCAGUUCAUUGAUUUGAUUCUUCCGACAACUCACUAUUGAAUUGUUUGAUAUCAGAGUUUAAGCACC